AUGACAAAAGAUAUCAGAACGGGCGAUUUAGUGUUAUGCAAAGUUGGCUCGUUUCCACCUUGGCCAGCUGUAGUAUUUCCACAACGAUUGCUUCGAAACGAUGUAUAUAGAAAGAGAAAAUCCAAUUGUGUUGCUGUUUGUUUUUUCAACGAUCCAACUUAUUACUGGGAGCAACCAAGCAGACUAAAAAAUCUGGACCAGGAUACCAUUCGAAAUUUUAUUUCAGAACAUGGUAAGAAUGCAAAUCAAAGGGAACUUGUUAAUGCAUACAAGGAAGCGAAAAUUUUUGAUGAUUUCAACGUAUUUUUGCAAGAAAAAUUUGAGGAAGAAAACAGAUUAAAGGAUUUGAAGGCAUUUGAGAGGAGUGAAGGUUGUAAAAUCGUUGCUGGAGAAGAUCCCUUUAUAGGUCGAACAAAAGUAGUAAAUAAGAAAAAGAAAGCUUCUACACCUCUUGAAGAUGGUCCAGCCGAUGCUUCACUGUCUAACGAGGAAGAAAAGAAACCGAACAUCAAAGCGGCCAAAAAAAAGAGACCUACGGCUAAUUCAGAAGUGAAAUUAAACACUGUUAAUAAGAAGAAAGUUAAACUAGACUAUUCCAGAAGAAUAGAGAUUUCGCAACUAUUUCGCCGUAGAAUUCAAAGAAACCUAAUUCAAAGGGAAACACCUCCAACUGAGGAUGAUAUCAAAGAAACACAUGAAUUGUUGAAUAGAAUUUAUGAGAACACUGAUAUCAAGAAAACUUUUUUUGAUUUAGAUGCCCUCCGUGAGAGUAAGUUACACAAGCUACUGAAAGCAAUUGUUAAUGAUCCUAACUUAGGAGAAUUUCACCCACUUUGUAAAGAAAUCUUGUUAUCCUGGGCAGACCUAAUCUCGGAGCUGAAAAAAGAAAAAUCCCAAAAACUACCCACACCCUGA
This is a messenger RNA of Saccharomyces mikatae IFO 1815, 915 nucleotides long. It is a transcript of the gene PDP3, whose product is annotated as Pdp3p. Lineage: Eukaryota; Fungi; Ascomycota; Saccharomycetes; Saccharomycetales; Saccharomycetaceae. The coding region runs from base 1 to 915 and encodes 304 amino acids. The transcript has a single exon. The record is from RefSeq and is a predicted model, not a curated record.